AUGGAUCCUCAUGCUAUUCUAGAUUUCGAUGGUGAGGUGCACGGUAUACCACCUGGUUACAAAUUCCAGCCUGAUGACAUGGAAUUGAUUGAUUAUUAUUUAAAGCCCAAAAUCAAUGGCAAUGCCUUGCCAUUAAUUCCUGGUCUAAUUCAUGAAGUUGAUGUCUACACAAUUUCUCCUCAGCAUCUCAAUGAAAAAUAUAAGCGUGAAGGAGAACAUUGCAUGUAUUUUUUCACUCAAAGAAAUCGUAAGUAUUCAAAGGAAAAUCGUCCAAAUCGUGUUGUUGGAGAGUUUAGUUUCUGGAGGGUUACCGGAGUAGAUCGUCUAAUACGGUGGAAUGCUACUGUCAUUGGAACUAGGAAGUCUUUGGUAUUUUUUGAAGGCAAGCAUAAAGAACAUGUGAAGACCAACUGGCACAUGCAAGAGUUUACUCUAAAUAAUAAAGACAAAAGUAACCAUCAAAAUGUAAGUCUUGUUGCUGCGAGUUCAGAUGCACAUGCAAGUUAG
Molecule: messenger RNA, 507 nt
Organism: Lotus japonicus
Lineage: Eukaryota; Viridiplantae; Streptophyta; Magnoliopsida; Fabales; Fabaceae
Product: NAC transcription factor 29-like
Exons: 3
Coding region: 1-507 (168 amino acids)
Biological process (GO): regulation of DNA-templated transcription
Molecular function (GO): DNA binding
Source: RefSeq, a predicted model, not a curated record